GUUAUUGGUGUGGUAUGUUGUGUUUUUCGUACGGUCUAGCAAGGACUGAUUUUCUGUCCUUUUACCAAUUUCGUUAGCGGUUUGUUCAUACCUCUGUGUGAGAGUUUUCCUCGCGGAUUGUGGUCGUCGCGUUCGAAAUCGUGGGUGAUUCAUUAGGCAUUCGCCGAAAUUGCUGUUAAAAUUCGCUCAAGGAUGAAGUCGAAGUGCAAAACUCGCAACAAUUGAAACAAGUAAAAAAAAUCUCAUCUCGCUCGGGUCUUGUCGACUUCAACAGCAUCAGCCUUUGGUUGGAUUGCGGUGUGAUGGUGGUGGAGCAAGUGUGCAGCAAGAAGAAAAAGUAGAAGAAUCCCUGAGCUGUUGUGGAGUGUUUUUUUUUCUUCGCUCGAUUCGAUCAGGGUUUGUGCCAGGAGGGGGAACUUCGGGGCGUUUCUCCUCUGUUGUGUAUUUGAAAAAUUUAGUGAAAGGAAAUUCCUUUUCGAUUUUUUUUAUUUCUGUGUGCUACGAAGAAAUUCGAUAUUUUAAGAGAAAAAAUUGUAUCGUGAAAUUUCCUAUAAAGUGAAUCAGUAGCUUACAUCGAUUUAAUUUUUUGCAAAAAAAAUAGUGUUUCUGUUUGCAAUUAAUGGAGCUGUGCAAUUUUUAACUAAAUUAUAUGCGUUUCGAACGCUGAAAAAAAACUUGGAACGAUCGAUAAGCGAUAGCAGAACGAUUAUUGCUAUCUGUUUUACGGCCGAAAGGCUGUCACUGCUUCGAAGGAACCGACGAAACUAACACAACAGCAAAAAUGGGUUGGGGAACCGAGCUUUGGGAUCAGUACGAGAAUCUAGCAACGCACACACAGAAAGGAAUUGAUUUUUUAGAACGAUAUGGAAGUUUUAUCCGUGAUCGUAGUGCCAUCGAAAUCGAAUAUGCCGGAAAGCUAAGGCGGCUCGUCAAAAACUAUCAACCAAAAAAGAGCAAAGAAGACGAAGAAAAUGAAUUCUCCUCCUUUCAAGCGUUCAAGUGCGUCCUCAAGGAAGUGGCAGACCUGGCCGGACAGCGGGAGGUCGUCGCGGAGAACCUUCAGCUACAGGUACUGCAGGGUAUCUCGCUGCUUGCCAAAAACCUUCGCGAGGAGCGCAAAAAAUCCCUCAACGAGGGUGCCAUGCUCACACACAACCUCAGCAAUCAGAUCGCUUCGCUGGACCGAGCGAAACGAAACUACGAGAAGGCCUACCGGGAGGCGGAAAAAUCUAUCGACAGCUAUCAGAAGGCGGAUGCCGACCUCAACCUGAGCCGGGCCGAGGUGGAGAAACAGCGGAACAACAUGAACAUUCGUUGCGGUCAAUCGGAGGAUUCGAAAAACGAGUAUGCCAAUCAGUUACAGAAAACGAACAAACUUCAGCAGACGCAUUACGAAUCGUCACUGCCGGAGGUUUUCAACCGAUUGCAAGAGCUGGAUGAGAAGAGAACUCGAGGACUGAAGGAAUUCAUCAAAGGUGCAGCGGAUGUAGAAUCAGCAGUAGCUCCCAUCAUUGCGAGGUGUCUUGAGGGUAUGGUGAAAGCAGCCGAUUCCAUCAACGAGAAAGAAGACUCGUUGAAAGUAAUAGAAAAAUACCAGUCCGGAUUCCAACCUCCUGGGGAUCUCCCAUUCGAAGAUCUCGCAAAAGCUGAUUCGGACACCUCCAACAAUUCGCAAAGCUAUCCUCCCACCGCCGGAUUAAACCACCUGACGGCGAAGGGCACCACGACGCAAAAGCUGAAAAAGCGUGUCGGUAUCUUUGGUAUUUUUGCAAGUAACAAGAAGAUUGUUGAGGCCUGCAUUCAAGUGAAGAAUAACCUCUCGACGGACGGUAUGAAGGAAGAUUUCAGUGAUCUGCCACCGACGCAAAGGCGAAAAAAGCUAGCCGGCAAGGUUCACGAGUUGCAGCAAAAAGUUGCCCAGGAGCAGGCCGCCAGUGAAGGUUUGAUGAAGAUGAAGGGUGUGUACGAAGCGAACUCUCUGUUGGGGGAUCCCCGUUCCGUCGAGGAACAGCUGAACGAAUCCGUCAACAAGCUGGACAAACUACGGCUCGAACUGCAGAGGUACCAGAAAAUGCUGGACCAGGCCAACAACCAAACCAUCGUCCAGCACAGCCCCCAAGCGAGCAGAGUGAUACAGAAUGGACAACGAUCGUCCAGUCUACCUAAUUACAGACAUUCCAACGGCAGUAGCAAUCACGACCAUGACGAUCACGGCGAAGACCAUCCGGAUCAUGACGCUGGAAGCUUAAGCAGGUCAGCAUCUGAGAGUAGUGUACAGCAAGCGCAAAAUGGGCUUAAUAUUAACAAUAACGGCAGUUCGGCUAGUCCUGAAAGUGGUCUAGGCACAUCUCACACAUCUCUGCCCGGUUCCGGUCAGGGUAGCACAAACGAUCAGCCAAUUAACGACGAGAUGUACUACGAGGCGGAUGCCCUGCAGCCACUGGGCACGUGUAAAGCCCUUUAUCCAUUCGAUGCCACGAGCGAGGGUAGCAUUCCGAUGUCGGAGGGUGAAGAACUAUUGGUGAUAGAAUUGGACCAGGGUGAUGGAUGGACCCGAGUGAGAAGGUUAUGUGGCUCCAGCGGCUGGGAAGAAGGAUUCGUGCCGACUAGUUACAUCGAAAGUACGCUUUAUGCGUAGUGUUGAUCACAACGCAUUUUCUGGACCAUAUGCAACCAAUCCAUAAACGAUUAAUGACGGUUCAAAAUCAAUCAACUGACGGACGUUGAGUGAGCUAUGGGAAUGGUCGUAGACUGAUGGAACCACAUGUAAAUAUUUGAAUAAAUCUACCAAUGAUAAGAGAAAGUUCAGUAAACAUUGGCUGAUGUUGGAUAGACAAGAAUAGAAAAUUCAAACAUGGUCGAACAGAUAAAAAAAACCUAACGAAAGCAGUUAGACGAUAAGCUUUUAAACAUUAACUUAUUACCAUUCGUUCCAGUGGUGUACGUGCAAGACAAAUUUUGUGUGGCGAAAACCCACUCGAAACGAAGCUGAUAGCCAGGUUCUGAAUGUUGUAUCGGAUUCGAAAUCACCAUGAUUGUUUUCCAUGGGCUUUCACUUGUGUACACGAUUGAAUUCAGGCACGUAAUAUCGUCUGAUUUAUUUUAACUGAGUUAUUAGCAUUUUCAAGAGAAACAAAAUCCGAAAAUACAGAACCGAAACAAUGCUCAAAAACAUCUUUUAUUUCCGUGGAAAAAAUAACAUAAACUACAUUAACAUUAUAAAUUAUUCAAAACAAACGGAAUUGCUAACUGUAAGCAUGGUCGUAAACAAUGCCAUUAAUCGAAAACGAAGAAAAACGAGAAGUAAAACCAUAAGAAAAUCAUUUCAUUCUCUCUUCAAUAUCUUGCAUAUUCUUAGCUUCAUAUCUAAAUUACAUUGUAAUAAAGUUUGCCUCGAAGAGAAAUAUAACAUUGAUUGUUACUGCCCAACAACAACAACAAAAUACUAGUACGGAUGCACUCAAACAAUUGCGAUGUAUACUUUUUACGUUUCCUCUACCAACACCUCUCUAAUACGAACUGACAAAGUAACACUAUAAACUCUUAAAACACCCAAACAAAAUCCUGUUCAAACAUAAGGUUACUAAGUAAAAUCCAAAUAGCCUAUGAUAACUAUAAUCUGACCUGAACUGCAUGAAUAAAAAGCAUAUAUUUAUAAUGAACACUGAGAAGGAAACAAGUUUUACAUAAGAUUAUUGUACGACUGAUGUGGUUUUGGUUCAAAUUUGGUCUGUGAAAUGCUGAACAUAUGAUUUUGUUAAUAUUGUGAAAAAAGUUAGGAAACAGUGAAAGAAGGCACAAACUAUUAUAUGAUCUUAAUAAUGUGCCAUCAAGAUCCCUGUAGCUGAUAGCGCAUUCUUAACCUCAAUUUGUCUACUUUCCAAUUACAAUUUUCCAUCAAACCAACCAACCAGUUUCCUUCUCGGCUGAAACACCAAGUCAAUCUUUUGAUUCAUGUUGAAAUAGAUUCGAUUUAUAUGUUCUACUGACUGUAAAAAAACUAAACCAACGGUAAUCGGUAAUGUAUUAUUCCUUGUCACUUGCGACAUGCUUCCGAUUAAUUCAUUCCUUCAUUUCGUAUUGGUAGUACAUUGUCAAACAUGUUCUGUAUUGUAUUUUUAUCGCAAAUGUUCUCAUCCAGUGGCAGGAAAAUUAUGAAUAAUUAAAAACGUGUUUAGUUACAUUAAUCCCUAACUAUCAAGGGAGCAUUCAAACACCCACAACACAAUCGUAGGUAACAAUUGGUCGAAUAAAACAAAACUCGAUUCGUUUAACAAUCUGAAAAUAGUUUGCCUUUCAUUUGAGAGUAUCCCUGCGAAGCGGGAUUUUUCAUUAUUAAUCAAAUAUUUGUAUUAUUUUUGCUUACAAAUACUCUGUAAAGAGGUCCAUAGAUUAAAUGGGUGUUGUUCAUUCUUCGUUUUGUUUUUUUUGUACAUACUUACCCGUUGGCCAAGAGAAUGAACAAUACAGUAGCUAGGUUCUUUUUUUUUAAACAAUAUAGGAAGGGAUACAAUCACAAAAGUUUACAUGAAAUAACUUUUCUUAGUUUCUUUUAACCAUCAAUAUGUCUUUGCAAGUCAUUCGAAACCGAAAUCAAAUUUUUCCACAGCGGGAUACGUUUUUUUGCUGCGGUUGAUGCAGAGCAAAAGGCGUAGGCAAUAAAUAGCAUAAGGAAAUAUUUUCUUUUUAAGUAGACGAUGUGAAAGGAGAUCACAAACUAAAUAAAUAUUUUUAGUUCUAGUUUCAAAUACAAUGUGAAAGCAUAGACGUUAGUCUUUAUUGAUAAAUGGACAGAGCAAAUGAUGUUGAAAAAUUAUAAUUUAAAAUGGAUCCAUUC
Malaya genurostris is the source of this 4837-nucleotide messenger RNA. It is a transcript of the gene Cip4, whose product is annotated as formin-binding protein 1-like. The transcript is spliced from 12 exons. The record is from RefSeq and is a predicted model, not a curated record. NCBI's taxonomy places the organism in Eukaryota, Metazoa, Arthropoda, Insecta, Diptera, Culicidae. Bases 782 to 2638 code for a protein of 618 amino acids. Gene Ontology annotation, molecular function: protein binding. Gene Ontology annotation, biological process: signal transduction.